Molecule: messenger RNA, 1808 nt
Organism: Phalacrocorax carbo (great cormorant)
Lineage: Eukaryota; Metazoa; Chordata; Aves; Suliformes; Phalacrocoracidae
Source: RefSeq, a predicted model, not a curated record
CCCCCGGUGGGGUGGGUUCUCACCCUGCAUCGAGGGCACAGCCGCUCGUGGGAGCGCCUUGGGCAGGGCACGGUGAUGCCGCUGCCGCGGGUGGGCGCAGGCCUUGCUGCCUCCCAGCUGCCUUGCCCCCUCUCCUCCCUGCCCCCAGCUCCCCCCGCCACCACCUCCCUCCCUUCCAGCCACACUCAACCCCUUCUCUCCCUCCUCCCGCAGGCCAUGGCUGCCACAGAAUUCCUCAUCCGGGUUCUGCUAGGGACCAUUUGGUACCCGCAGAAGGUCGGUGAUGAGCUGGAUGAGGCCACGCGCGAGCGCAUGCAGCAACGUGCGCAGCUGCUGAGCUUGGAGAUGUCUCGGCUGCUGCAGGAGCUGGAGCAGAGCCGCCAGGAGCCAAACAGCCAGGAGCCGAGCAGCGUGGCCUGGGGAGCCCUGCUCUUUGCUGCCUUGCAGCAGUGGCAGUUCCGGGCCAUUACUGGAGUCCUGGUCCUGCUCUUUGGGCUCUGGUGGUGGCUCAGCAGAAGGAGCCGUGAGCAGGAUGGCAGCAGUGACGAGGAGAGCUCCAGCAGUGACAGGGAGCAGGUGGAGGAGGCACAGGAGGAAGAAGAAGGAAAUGAUGAUGCCGAUGACCUAGGAAGGUUUUUUGAGGAGCACAUACAGUGGCCAGUCCAGGACCUGGCCACAGAGUGCCAGCUGGUGAAGGACUUGAUGGACAACCUCGUCCUUGUCUUCCAAAUGCUCUUGUCAAAUAGUUUGAUGCCGGUGUUGCAAGCAGCCAUUGGGGUUGGCAGCGCCUUUGAAGGUUGGAGUCCCCGUGAGAAAGACAUCACCUAUCGCCUGCUCGUGCCCCUGAAGCCCCCCCGUGGGCAUGCCUUCCACCUGGAACUCUGCACUGACGAGGAGAUGCCAGUGAGGUGCUUCUGCAUCCGCGUGGAGCUUGUGUGCACGUGCAUGACAGAGCAGCUGGCAGGAGAGAUGCUGUGUCUACUCCACCACCCCGAGGAGGAGCUGAGGAGGAAUCAGGACCCCAGCCUCCUAGACACCCUCUGUACAGGCUCCUACCUAGAUGUGCAGAAAACUGCUCGCUGGUUGCAUCUGUUGGUGAAAGGUGCCUGGGUGGUUUUGCCUCAGUCGUCCAGGUGUCAUCUAAUGAUGCUGCCACCCAGUCGCUCCUGCAAAUUCCAGGUGACAAAAGAUUACAGCAAAAAACACACCAUUGAGAUGAUGUUUGGGGUGCAGCAAGGCGACUCGGACAUCUUCCUGAGCAGCCAGAGUACAGAGGCCAUCUUCACCCCAAGCACAAUUUGGUCAGAGAGCUACGCUGUGGCUGAGAUGAAGUUCUUCAGGCACAUAGCCCGGCAGGUCCCGCGUGACAGCUUCCACCUCAGAUGCCUGCAGCUCUGUGCUCGCGCCAUGGUGGGCACAGGCUUUUCCACCUAUACCUUGAACACAGCUGUGAUGCACCUCCUGACCACCAUACCCCUGUCAGGCUGGCGCAGGAGGGAUUUCCUGCUGCGGCUGCAGGAUAUCAUGCGAUACCUGCGCUGCUGCCUGGAGGAGAAAUGCCUUGACCACUUCUUCUUUGGCAAUGAGAACAUGCCCCAGGAGAUUGUCUUGCCCCCAGCUUUACAAGCAGCCGAGCCACCCAACCUCUUCCAGCACCUGGCACAGGAUCCAGCCGCCCAUGCUGAGGCACUGCAUGACUUCUAUGAGCUGCGUGAUCGGCUCACGAGACUGCUGAUCUAUGGAAACUGAAAGAGGUCUUCCAGAGCUGUGUUUGCAGGGCUCACAGCCAACGGCAGACAGUGACCUCC